Messenger RNA from Amborella trichopoda, 288 nucleotides. Lineage: Eukaryota; Viridiplantae; Streptophyta; Magnoliopsida; Amborellales; Amborellaceae. The record is from RefSeq and is a predicted model, not a curated record.
AUGGUUGAGCUCGGUGCGAUGCUCCGAGCCCUUGGAUCGAACCCCUUUGAUGAAGAGGUGACUCGGGUGAUGGCUGAGGCCAACACCGAUGAUGAUGGCUUCAUCUUGCUCGAGGAGUUUGUCGUGAUCAACAACAAAGCGCCCUUGGAUAGCAAUGCGAGCAUGGUGGAUUUGAGAGACGCCUUUGCGAUGUACGAUCUCGAUAAGAACGGUUCGAUUUUGGCCAAGGAGCUUCACAUGGUGUUGAAGAAGCUCGGUGAGAAGUGUUCGUAUCAAGAUUGUUGUUAG